Messenger RNA from Penicillium diatomitis, 696 nucleotides. RefSeq lists its product as uncharacterized. The transcript has a single exon. Lineage: Eukaryota; Fungi; Ascomycota; Eurotiomycetes; Eurotiales; Aspergillaceae. The record is from RefSeq and is a predicted model, not a curated record. Bases 1 to 696 code for a protein of 231 amino acids.
AUGGGGUCUGCCGCAUCAAAGCCAGCGAAAUCUGCUGCAGGCGCAGCUGCACGUCGACAGUAUCCUAAACAGGCACCCGUGCCGCCAAGGGUACCCUCAACCGCUGCAAAGACAUCGCAAGCAACCCAAGCACCAUCUCCUCCCACGCCCGAAUUCGCACCCAGAUCACAGAGUCAGGCUCCUCCUUCAGGGCCGAAGUAUCACUCUGAGGAGCAGCCUUCCAGCCACAAGACAAGCGGUAUAUCCUGGACUUCCUUAACAAUUACUCGCGUCACAAAACACCAUACUGACUUUUGUGCGACUGCUCUAGCUAUUGAUCUCGACGGCCGAGAUCCGCACUUUGCCGCCUCCCUCCGCAACCUCGGCCCUGUCACACCGUCGCCUACUCUAUCCAACUCCAGCACUGUCAAUCGUGGGCCCAUGCAGUCUGUCUUCCCGUCCGCCUCAAAUCCAGCCUUGCUCGCGUUGGCGGCUCGUCAACGGGUUGCGGAAGCAGCGCAGAAAGAAUUCGACGAGCUCGCACACGGAAGUCAGGCAGGGAGACAAUUUUUGGACGCCUUCACAAUCUCACAGGCGUUGACAAUGCGCGAUCAGCAGAAAAUGGCCAAGCGGGACAUUGAACGUUCACUCAGAAUGAAGGAGGGAGUCAUGGACCAACUCGGAAAGGAUGGGCUCGUGUCUAGAGUUUCUCUGUAG